Molecule: messenger RNA, 492 nt
Organism: Alternaria postmessia
Lineage: Eukaryota; Fungi; Ascomycota; Dothideomycetes; Pleosporales; Pleosporaceae
Exons: 2
Coding region: 1-492 (163 amino acids)
Molecular function (GO): oxidoreductase activity
Source: RefSeq, a predicted model, not a curated record
AUGACCAUCCCAUGUCUGCCAGCGUGUCGACUGACAAUGCUCCUUUUCCAGACGGCCGUCUUCAAGAACCAGAUCGACUGGAUACCCCUCUCGACCGGAUCUGUGCGCCCGACUCAGGGCCGAACUCUCGCCAUAGCACAGGUGAAUGGCGGAUCGCAGUCCUUCAACACGGUUAAUUCGUUACGCAUACUCGGUCGAUGGAUGCGUAUGUUUGUGAUCCCGAACCAAAGUUCUAUACCCAUGGCAUACAAGCAGUUCACCGAGGAGGACGCUGGAAGCAGGCUCAUGCCUAGUGGUAACAGGGAUCGUCUUGUUGAUUGCAUGGAGGAGUUUGUCAAAUACACCAUCGUCACGCGUCCGCACUUUGACCUUUUCGGCGACCGGUAUAGCGAGAGAGAAGAGAAACGGGCGAAGCAAGCAAAAGAAGUGAACAAGCCUGCCCCAGACACCCAGCAUGCAGCGUUGUCGACCAGCGCGGGCCCUUCGAAUUGA